Molecule: messenger RNA, 2813 nt
Organism: Hypomesus transpacificus
Lineage: Eukaryota; Metazoa; Chordata; Actinopteri; Osmeriformes; Osmeridae
Gene: dcp1a
Product: decapping mRNA 1A
Exons: 10
Coding region: 25-1566 (513 amino acids)
Biological process (GO): positive regulation of catalytic activity; deadenylation-independent decapping of nuclear-transcribed mRNA; deadenylation-dependent decapping of nuclear-transcribed mRNA
Cellular component (GO): P-body
Molecular function (GO): enzyme activator activity; mRNA binding
Source: RefSeq, a predicted model, not a curated record
GCAGUAGAAGUCAUAGCUAACAAGAUGGAGACCGCUAGCAAAGCUGGACAUCUCAUGAGCCUAGCAGCUCUUCAACAACAGGAUCCGUACAUUAAUAAACUCCUCGAUGUUACGGGGCAGGUAGCACUCUACACAUUUAACUCCAAAACAAACGAAUGGGAGAAAACCGACAUUGAAGGCACCUUAUUUGUUUAUGCCAGGUCUGCCUCCCCUCACCAUGGCUUCACCAUUAUGAACCGUCUGAGCACGGACAACUUGGUAGAACCCAUCAACAAAGACCUGGAGUUCCAGCUCCAGGACCCCUUUCUGCUUUACAGGAACGCCAACUUAGGCAUUUACAGCAUCUGGUUCUACGAUAAGAAGGACUGCCAGCGCAUCGCUCAACUUAUGGUGACGAUUGUGAAACAGGAAGCAGUUCAAGCCCAGAGGACGUCACCAGAGAGGGCGGGGCCUGGGAGGACCAAUGGCUGCUCGGGGCCCCGUCCGAUUGACAUCAUGGAGCUCCUCAGCAAGGCCAAGGAGGAGUACCACAGGACCCAGACAGGAGACGGGGACAUGUCCCUUGCUACUGAGCUGACUGGAACCAGCGCCCCCCUCAGAGCUGCUCCGGAUCCUACUGAGCAUGCUCACGCCCCCCCCCAGCCAGAGAAGAGCUCCCAGUCAGGUCUGAAGCAGAUCACAGUGGAGGAGCUCUUCCGAACGUCUCAGCCCAAGGAGAGCGUUCUGCCUGUGCUGCCCACCUCCGACCCUGCCCUCCCUGCUAGCUACCUCCAGACUCACAGCUACCCCCCACCCGCACCCUUCCAGCCCCUCCUACGCCCCCACCUCACCUCCCACCCAGGGGCACACCCCCGUCCCCUGGCCCCAGGCCUGCUCCCCUACACCUCCCUCCACCCAGGUCCCGGCUUCCGAGGCGGUCUUCCAGGGGAGCAGCAGCCUCGCGCGUCCGUGUCCCCGCUCCUGGUGGCCUCACCUGGGGCUGAAGCCCGGCCGGCUCCCCCACCCUCUGCUAUACCCUCCUCCUCCUACCUGGGGCACGAGCUGCUGAGCACACUCAAACCCCCUGGGUCCUCGGACCUCCACAAACCCACCCUGGCCCCCAACUUCCUGCCCAGCCCGCUGGCCACGCCCCAGAGCUUCAGGGAGCCAAUCAGCAAGCCUGGUCACUCUGCCCUCAAUAGCAUGGCAAGCCCAGGCCCAAUCCAGCAGCAGGUGAAGGAGGGGGAGGCGUUCUCCCAGGCCAGCCUGGUCAAACCCCUUACCGCGGGGCUAGCAUUACCAGGGGCGGGGCCUGUCGUCUCCGGGGCGGAGCUCUCCGUGUUGAUGUCGCCCAGCGCCUUCCAGCAUUCCGUUGCCAAGGCAGCGGAGCGGCCGAGGAGCGGCGCCCCUCCCUCCUCCCCUCCCUUUUCCUCUGGGGGGGCCGACAACCAGCCACCCCCCUGCAACAAGAGCCAGCUCCAGGAAACACUCAUCCACCUCCUCAAGACGGACGCAGCCUUCCUCAGCACCAUCCAUGACGCCUACCUGCAGAGUCUCUCCAAGGACCUGGCCAACGUCCAGCUAUAGCCACACUCCCUCCACGUUCCACCCUGGACCCUUGGACUGUGCGGGUCAUGGCAAGGUAACCAGAUACUGACCUCCCGACAGGACGGAGCGGAUGACAGGGACAGUGGAAGGGGGACUGGGGAACCCCUGGGACUUUGAGGACUCACACACACAUAUGCACUGGUGCUCCAGCGCAGAGACUGUCUGUAUUUUAUAUGUGUGUGUGGAGUAACCAAUGGAGUGCAAGAACAAAACAGGAAAAGGAUCUCGGACGUACAGCCCUGCUCCUGGACCCAGCCCGGCCCUGUCUGCAUACAGACUAGUGGGGGUGGGAGGAGGGGGGGGGGGGGAGAGGCUGUACCACUCACGGGUGCCACAGCAUGUUCAACACGGACUCAGUGGUGGGUAGAGGUCUUCACCACCAGAGGGCGAUGUGAUGAGGAGGUGGAGGACAGGUGGUCCCCACCAACGCAUCGUCUGUCUCCUGUUUUAGAUCUGUUCAGGCACCAGACCCAAAUACAAAUAUCUGACACUCCCCCCCCCCCCAUGAUUCCUUCAUUUUCACUAUUUCUCUCUCUCCCUCACCCCUCAUUAAACUAUCCAUCAGGGCAGCCUCUCUCUGACCAUGUGCUAGAACCAGGCCUCGAUCUAUCUAUCUAUCUACAUGGCCCAUUUACCUGGAUAUGGUCCCAGUGUCUGGACUAAAGGAGAUUCUUUUGCAGUAGAAUUGUACCCAUGUUCUUUUGCAGUAAAGGCUACUGCAGCACUGAACCUGAGCUGGCCGCACCAGGCAGCAUUAAACGACUCCCUCUUUAAAGGCACAGCCAUUCACUUCAGCAGGCUUUGAGUGUGCGAGAGUGUGCCAGGGUCAAUAUCGUCGGUGACAUAUUAUGGUGUUCUAGCAGUUUGUUUACAAAUAUUUGAAUGCUAAUGGAAAUGUUAACAGUAACAGCAGCUCGGAUUUUGCACUUCUGUACCUAUAGGAAGUGUUUUUGUCAAAGAGGUAGACCAGACCGGCGUAUUCUAGAAGGUGCCUUUUAAAACAAACGGACAAGAAAUCUUGUGUGUUUAACACUGCGAUCAACAUCCAAUUGAUUUGUUUUGUUGUCAAAUUGCUCAUGCAAGGAAGUGAACUGAACUUUGUUUUCAGAUUUUACCCUUUCAACCUUGAUAUGCAAUGCGCAGUACGUUCUGUCGGUGUCUCUGUCUGUCUAUCUAUCUGUGUGUGUGUGUGCGUGUGUGUGUGUGUGUGUGGGGGGGGGGGGGGG